This is a messenger RNA of Penicillium cinerascens, 822 nucleotides long. It is a transcript of the gene bud32, whose product is annotated as serine/threonine protein kinase BUD32. Gene Ontology annotation, molecular function: protein serine/threonine kinase activity; ATP binding. The transcript has a single exon. Lineage: Eukaryota; Fungi; Ascomycota; Eurotiomycetes; Eurotiales; Aspergillaceae. Gene Ontology annotation, biological process: protein phosphorylation. Gene Ontology annotation, cellular component: nucleus; cytosol; EKC/KEOPS complex. The record is from RefSeq and is a predicted model, not a curated record. Bases 1 to 822 code for a protein of 273 amino acids.
AUGACCGACGAAUAUAAGCCUCCGGCGCUCCCGUCGCCUUUCUCAAAUACCAGCCCGGCACCCGUGCUCCUCACUCAGGGCGCCGAGGCCCACGUCUACAAAACCGUCUCCCUCGACCCCUCCAUUCCGGCCGCUCUCAAGAUCCGCCCCUCCAAACCAUAUCGGCACCCGAUCCUCGAUCGUCGCUUGACCCGGCAGCGAAUCAUCCAGGAAGCACGAUGCAUGGUGAAAUUGGUCCGGGAAGGCGUCAGUGUCCCCGCCGUGCUCUCGAUGGACUGGGAGGGACAGGGCGGCGAGAACGGCGGCUGGGGAGGAGCUUGGCUGCUCAUGGAAUGGAUCGAUGGACCAGUUGUGCGCAUCGUCCUUGAGCAAUGGGAAGCAUGGAUGAAGAAGAACAGUGCCUCGCUGGAUCAGUCCCAGCUCGAGCAGGAGGAGGAGCGAGUGCGGGGGCUGCUGCGACGCGUGGGACAUGCCCUCGGUGGACUGCACAAGGCUGGCGUGGUUCACGGUGAUUUGACGACGAGUAAUCUUAUGCUCCGAUCACCAUCUACGUCCUCGGAUCCUGGGCCUACGGGUGUCUCCAUGGAAGGAGAGGUCGUCCUCAUUGAUUUCGGACUUGCCUCGCAGACUGCGCAAGACGAAGACCGCGCGGUGGAUCUGUACGUGCUGGAGCGGGCAAUGGGCAGCACACAUCCCCGCUCAGAACCCCUCUUCGAGGCCUUGAUGCAAGGCUACCGGGAGAGCUACAAGGGCGCUACUUCUGCACUCAAGAGGCUUGCGGAUGUGCGGUUGCGAGGCCGCAAGCGGAGCAUGCUUGGAUAG